GCCAGUGUGAGGGACUACUCGCUCCCCUGCGCACAAGCUGCGGCUGAGUCUCUGGAUGAGUGCGUCAGUGCGUGUGCCGCAGUAAGCCGACUCUUCGUUUCGGGCCAACUCGCCGUGUCCGGUUGAACGACCGUUACGCAGAAGAAGAAGAAAAAAAAAGAAGCUACCGUGGACCGUGCUUGCGCCGAGUGUUCCCGUAUAUCCACGCCAGGGUGCGGGUUAUAUCUGUGCGGAAAGCCAUCUCCCGUCGUAAAUAUUGAUCCACAUAACUACAGAAAUAAAACAACCAUCAUGAGCACGCCUGUCAAAAAAGUGCCUAUUCAUUUACAGAGUGCGCAGAAUCGCCUGCUCGUGAAAAAUGGGAAGAUAGUGAAUGCAGAUGGCAUGGUUGAUGGCGACGUGUACAUUGAAGAUGGCAUCAUCAAACAGGUUGGUCGGAACUUGAUUAUACCUGGUGGCACUCGGGUAAUAGAUGCAAGAGGAAAAUACAUUAUCCCUGGUGGAGUUGACCCCCACACUCAUUUCCAACUGGAACUCAUGGGAGAGGUUUCUGUCGAUGAUUUCUACCAAGGCACGAAGGCAGCGCUGGCUGGUGGAACCACAACUAUAAUUGACUUUGCUAUUCCAAAGAAAGGAGAGUCCUUGCUGGAAGCAUACGAGAAAUGGAGACAGUUGGCGGACGAGAAAGUCUGUUGCGAUUAUGGACUGCAUGUGGGAGUGACUUCAUGGUCAGAUAAGGUUAAAGAAGAAAUGGAAAUCUUGACAAGCAAGCAAGGAGUGAACUCGUUCAAGGUUUUCAUGGCCUACAAAGAUGUGUACAUGCUGAGGGACGGAGAAAUAUACAAUGUGUUUGAGACAUGCAAAAAGUUGGGGGCUGUGGCAAUGGUGCAUGCAGAGAAUGGAGAAAUCAUCGAAGAGAAUGCAAAGAGGUUACUGGCUUCCGGCGUGACUGGGCCGGAGGGACACCCACUCUCUCGUCCAGAGGAGGUGGAGGCAGAAGCUGUGAACAGGGCUUGCGUUAUAGCAAACCAGGUAUCUUGCCCUCUGUAUGUUGUGCAUGUAAUGAGCAUUUUGGCAGCCAAGUCUUUGGUAGCGGCUCGCAAAUGGGGAUACAAGCUGUACGGCGAAACUCUGGCCGCGUCUCUGGGCACAGACGGGACCAAUUACUUGCACUCGUGCUGGGACCAUGCCGCGGCACAUGUGGUCAGUCCGCCCCUGCGCAAAGACCCAGGGACCCCGGCCUUCCUCUUCGAGCUUCUGUCACGCGGUGACCUUCAGGUGACUGCCAGCGACAACUGCACUUUCACGACCAGCCAGAAGGCUCGAGGCAAGGGCGACUUCACUAAGAUCCCUACUGGCGUGAAUGGCGUCGAGGACAGAAUGUCAGUUGUGUGGGAAAAAGGUGUUCAAGAAGGAAAGCUAGACCCAAUGCAGUUUGUGGCUGUGACCAGUACAAAUGCAGCAAAGAUAUUCAACAUUUACCCGAAAAAGGGCUGCAUUGCCGUUGGAUCCGACGGUGACAUUGUGGUCUGGGAUCCAAGCAAGACUCGUGUUAUCUCUGCCAAAACGCACAAUCAAGCUGUUGACUUCAACAUUUUUGAGGGAAUGGAAUGUCAUGGAGUUCCAGAGUAUGUCAUUAUCAGCGGUAGAGUAUGUGUGGAUGAAGGUAAUCUGAAAGCUGUUCAAGGUUUUGGGAACUUCGUAUCCAUGCCAUCACAUCCACCCUUUGUCUACGAACCGGAGAAAUUUCUGGAGGAUAAGAAACGGGAACAGGUGACUCCCGUGCCCGAGAUUCAAACAAACGGUGAACAAAACGGUGGCCACCUCAAUGAUGCUGCGGCUCCAGUCACGGAGAGAUCGCCAAGAGAAAGUUCUCCAGUCUCUCCAGCCAGUACUGAGUCAAAUUAUUGUCCAUCAAGCAAAGGACAGCGAAAUUUGCAAGAUUCCACAUUUUCUAUUAGUGUUGAACUUGACGACAGCGCCCCAAGGUCUUGCAUCAGAGUGAAGAACCCACCAGGAGGGCAGUCGUCAGGAGGUUUUUGGUAAACUUGCAAGUUUACCAUCAAGUGUUUCAAGUGUGGACACAAGGGAUUUGACCUGUUGCUAUCAGAUAUGCUUAAGCUUUACAUCAGGUUGCCUGGGUAUUCAAAAAAUAUUAGCAAAACAGCAUUUAAAAGAAAUUUUUGGACAAAAACUUUUUGAAUUUUUUUAGGAUGUUAUACAACCUGUAGCUCUGAAGUGAAUUUUUCUUAUGAUGAAAAUUUCAUAGUUGUACAAGGCGAGUUACAUCUGGCACUGAAUGGAAAUGGUUACAGUGACUUAUUUUCUGGUGUAAUUGUUUAUUGAAAACUUGAAGCAAAUAUUUAACUGAAGUUUGUAUUUAAAUAGUUGAAAUAGUUUUAUGUGGUUUGUAUGAUAACUAGUUGUAAGUGAAGUGAGAGUUGCUGUGACAUAACAAGAUUUUGAUAAUCUUUGCUCUAUGAUGUAGUAAGCAUUUCCUGAUACAAACUUGAGUGUACAAAUACACAUUAGUUGUUUUAGUGUAACGUAAUAGUUGUUCUGUUAGCUUUACGCAAGGUGGCUGCCAUAGUGGGACCAUCUGUCAUUGCCAUUUGUUCGUUGCUAGCCAAGGUUGAUGGGAGAUUACAACAUGCAGACUAUGUUAUUGCACAGGGUUUAAGUUUGCGAAACUGUCAGUAUGACGUAAUUUUGUUUGUCAUUCAUUAUAUUAUGUUUCUCGUACAUGUUAAAUAUCACUUACCAGCUAAUACCAAUAACAAUGCAACAGCUCUCUCACCAAAAUAUAAAACCAAAAUACAGAGUUUUUCUCAAAUUACAUAUUAAUUUUGCCACAUCCUGCACAAUAGUUUCUGCUACUUGUCCUGCAUUAAAUGUAAACUGAUAAUUAACAAUUUUUUUCUUAUUUUGUUGGUUUUUAAGUAAAUCAUAGCAAAAAUAAUAUCUUUUUUUAGCAAAGAGAAGUACCUAUAUUAUCUCUCAUGCUUGCAUUUUAAUAGUCAAGUUAAUUUGAUGAAACUCAGUGUGGGUAUUUUUACAAAUAAAGCCCCUAAAGUCUUGAUACAAGGUUAGGGUAGGUACCUUGAAAAUGCCACUUGACAAAAAGCACUGUGUGUUAUUUCUGCAAUGGAAAUAGGCUACAGUUUGAACAAUGUCCAGUAUUCAUAGAAAGUGAAGCGACACACACACUGUCGGGAGUAAUAUAGCUUCUCAAAAAACCACAAAACAGUAAAGAACAUCAUGCUGAAACAGUAGUUUAUUUGUAAAAUUUUCCAAAAGCCCAUUUGCUAUAACAUAAUACAAAGCCUUAGGUUUUAUAAAACUUUGCUAGAGUACAAUGAAGAAAUAUUUGAAGAUUUGAAAAUAUCCUUUAUUGGUUUUCAACUUUAGAUCCUACUGAAGAAUGGAUAUUUAGGUAAGUUGUUGUAGCUUGCAGACUGCACAUUGUGUAAAAAGUUAAAAAAAAUUAUAACUUUUUAUUUACAAGCACAAGUAAAAAAAAUUACAUUUUUAUGUAAAAUAUUUAAUUUAAAUUUUAAUAAAUAAAUUAUUGUACUUUUCAUUGAAAUAUAAUUGUCGAGACAAUAAAAAGUUACUAGUGUACAAAUAUUCACAUUACUGAUAAUAUUUAUGUGUAGAUGUUAUGAUUACGGUUAUUAUACAAACAGUGAAUGAUACAAAAUAUAGGAAAGUGUUAAACAAUGAAAAUUUAUUUUGCUUUAGCAUUUUGGGACCUCAGAUUAAUUAUGUAAAAUGCUAUAAUAUAGAAAAAAAAUGGUCUGCUCUAUUAAUAUUUUUCACUUAUGACAUUUACAUGCUCCAUGUAAUUUUCAUCCAUUUUAUAGAAUUCAAGGAUAGGGCAUGCAUUGCACAUUAAAAAAUGGUUACAAAAAUUUAGUACCUCACUGAUCACACAACUGAGAUAAGAGUUGAUAGUAUAAUUGUCAGGAAAAAUAAGUUUCUUAAUAAAAAUAAUAAUGUUACUUACUGAACGCCAUUAAAGCUUUUGGAGAAUGUACUACUUUAUCUAAAUUUAGUACACAUACAAGAAUGUUAUUUAAGAAAUAUUGCAAAGGAUGUUAAUGCGCACAAAACUUGUAAUGUGGAUCUGACUUUGUCAGAGUUUGCUAGGUGCCUUUAUGUAUACUAGCUAACGUGAGUCUCAGGUGCAGUCUAUCACGCUCUUACACUAACCCAACCCACACUCUGGUUCAGUUUUCAAAGUAUAUACCUACAUUCUCAUUUGAAUGUUGGCUUGAAAAAAUUAGUCAUAAAAUGCUAUUAUAAUCUAUUAUAAACCUAUAGUUAUAUAAUUGGCGUGCUUUAAAAAUGAAUUUAAAUGAAAAUGUAUGUUAUCAAACAGAAAUACUUGUAAUAUGAUUUACAAAACUACUAUUACACUUGUUAUACAAAUCUUUUCAAUUUCAAUUUUUUUACAUUUAAUUACAGCUAAAAUCAAAUUUGCCUUAACUUUGUAGAGCAAUAGAGUUGAUUUGUUUUAAACAUAUAUAUUAUUUGCUUGUUAUUUAAAAGUAAAGUUACUAAUAAUUUUUUUCUUCCCCUUUUUUAUCACUUAAAUAAAAUUUUGUAGUAACUGUAAUUUCUGAUGAAAUAAAUAUAACUCAGAUAAAAAAAUUUUAAUUUAAGCAUUACAAAAAAUCAGUCUGUUACUGGACAUUGGACAUCUUGAAAUUGUCAGGCUGGUUGAUAGCAGUCUCCAUUGUUCAUCUGGAGCAUCCUGUGUGCUCACCUACAAUAAGGAUGCAUUUGCAGUCUGCAUGUUUCAUGCUAUGAGUAGAUACACAGUUCUUUGCCAGGAGACUGCUCUACAACAGGUCUAUAAAUUUCCAAACCUGUCUAUCAGUCACCAAUUUUAUAACCUCGAUUUUUGAUGAUAUUAGUUUCCUUUCUGAUACUACCAAAAUGGACUUCUUGGCUUGAAGUGGAAUUGGCAUCAUUCUUGGGUUCUAGGUUGAAAUAUCGCAUCGUGAAUGCAUUACAGCAAUCAUAGAUGUGUAGCGUGCCAGGGGAAUCAAUGGUGCAUAAGGUACAAUAUGUUAUGAAUUAGAAUUCUGAGCAGUUUGUGUUCAAUUAAACUGUAGCUGUUUCCAAAUAGGGACUUUUGAAAUAUUGUAGCAAAAAAAUUUUAUUAAUUUGUCUUACAUUUUAUUCCCAAAAGUUUGGGUGAUUCUUUAAAAACAAAGGUUUGGCAAAUUUAAACAAAAAUUUGUUUUUCAAAAUCCGUGCAACAAUCUUAAUGCUUUUAUGUAAAUGUUUCAGGGAAAAAAGUACCCUAGCCUAUAAGAUAUAUGAAAGUAUUGUAGAUGCUUUUGCGGUCGACAUGUGGAACUUAUUGUACUUCUUCCAACAUUUCAUUGCUGGUGUUAUUUCGCUAUACAAUGUGGUUAAGGCGAUAUGAUUACAUUUUUUGUAACAGUAGAACUUUUAGUAAAAAUUACAUUACAAAAAUGCUACAUGGAAAUGCUUAAUUGUGGUAUGGACUUAUCUUUGAUCUCAUUGGAAAGCUUAGUCACCAAACAAAUAAUCUUGAAAGUAAAGAUUUUUCUUUUCCUUUAUUUUGAAAGUCAUUAUUUGAAUCAUGCUUUGUUACAAGUGGCUUCAAAACUUUACUCUUUGUAGUUACAGUUCCUAACAUGUGGACAAAAUGAGCUUUAGAAAUGUCACCAUCUUGUACACAAAUUAUGUAGUUUUUGUUAAGUAGUACUAUCAUUAAAAAUUUUUAAAUGUUUAUGCAGGAGGUAUUUACAGGCAAUAUAAUAUGCCCCAAAUAACAACACUUACAAUACAUUGUUUUGGCAUGUGCCUAGUUUUUCUUGUGGUGGUGCCAAAAUAUCUUUUCUAAGAUUGUUAUUAAUUAUGGUCUGAGUUGUCUGUUUUUGUGGCCUUCAAAUGAUAAAAAGUUGGAGUUCCGACUUGUAAACAUUGUUUUUAUGGAGCUUUGAAGCAAUGUUGAUGAGAUAGUGGUCAGCAUGUGUGUGCAUACAUUUGACGGUAAUGCUUAAAUACAUAUGCAUAUCACUUACAAACUAUGGCUAGUUUUUUUAUGUAGUUUUGUGAGUGUUUGUGUAAAAAUUUAUUGCUGUUGGGUUUGUGUAAAAAUGUUACAAAAUCAGUUAAUAUAAUUUUUUUUAAUGGUUUCAUAAAAAUGUUUCCUUCUUUUACAUAUGUAACUAAAAUAAAUAAUGUGUCUAUAAUAAUUUUCUUAGCACGUUAAAAUAUUUGAUGGUACAACUCAAUCAAAAUUGGGAAACUAAGACGUGCCUUAGUAAAAAAGAGGUAAAAUUAAUUUUUCCAAAAUUAAUACUUAUGCUUUUUCUUUUUUCAUAAAGUAUCAUAUUUAUAUAUUUUAUAUGAAAAUAUACCAAUUUUUAAUAUGUUUCCUUACUGAAAAAUUCAAUUAAAUUCUAUUCAUGUAUGAUUACAAAAAUGUUAUAACCUCUUUUAUAAAGAAAACUUAAACUUGUUUUUUAAAAUUUAAAAACUAAACCAUAUUUAUUUAUGGGAAACUUUCUCUACUAUCUUUGAACAUUAACAGUGUAAUUUGUGUGGCUGGAAGUAGUGUUAUUUUAAUCUUCACCUUUUAUGUUUUAGGUAGGUUUGGUGCAUAUGUUACACAUACGUUGUUUUACAUAGUUUGGAGAUGCAUUGAAGUUAUUGUAAUCUGUUGCAUUAAAAUAUUAAAUUUUUAUUAUUGGUAACAUUUUAAUAUAAGACUAUAUUUGAAACUAUAUACCUAUUAUCACAGUAUAUAUGUUUCAAAGCUUUAAUGAAAAUUUCACUUUAUGGCUUCUUAUUAAAACAGUUUUAAGCAUAGUUAAUUGUUGUGUAUUAAAGAAAAGUAUUUACAGACAAGUGGUUUAUGCAUGAGCCAAAGAAAUUGUAACCAACUGCUUGUUGCAUUGAAAGUAUAAUAAUAUUUCUAUACAAGAUCUUGUUUGGAGUGGUCUAUAUUAAUUAUAUUCAUGAGAGCUUAUGUACUGUUCAUUUGUUAAACAGGAAAACAUUUUCUACAGAACAAAUUGAUGUAUGUAAAAUAUUUCUGUGAGUUCUAAUUGUAAGUAUGCAGUAUCUUAAAAAGCAUGACAGCACUUUGUUCUCUGGAUGUUGUACUAUAUGGACUACAAAGAAGAAUAAAUGGUACAAGUAUAG
This is a messenger RNA of Bacillus rossius redtenbacheri, 7188 nucleotides long. RefSeq names its product dihydropyrimidinase (gene CRMP). Gene Ontology annotation, cellular component: cytoplasm. The transcript has 13 exons. Gene Ontology annotation, molecular function: dihydropyrimidinase activity. Bases 292 to 2046 code for a protein of 584 amino acids. Gene Ontology annotation, biological process: pyrimidine nucleobase catabolic process. Lineage: Eukaryota; Metazoa; Arthropoda; Insecta; Phasmatodea; Bacillidae. The record is from RefSeq and is a predicted model, not a curated record.